AUGCAGUACAAGGACGAGCGUCUUUCUCCUUCUCGUUUUGCCAUUAUUCGAUGGUUUGGUUUCGAUCAAUUUCAACCUGAACGUGCCGUUACUUCAUAUUGGGUAUCGCCAACGACGUUGCUAUUGAUACGCAUACCCAUUACUUUGUACUCAACGAUCGUCAUAUGGGCUAAUAUCGGCUACACUACCACCCAAGGCGAGAUGACUAAUUUCUUUGGCUACUUUACAAACCUCACGUACAUCGGUCUCCAUGCAUACCUCGUUACUGCUUUGUAUCAUAGCGUUGACUACUUAUUGACCCCGGAGCGAUACCCUCGCACAUUCUUCAUCCAGCCUACUGUUCUCAACUACCUCUACGUGUAUUUGUAUCACACCAUCCUCGUGUUCAACAUCAUUACGCCUGUUGUUUAUUGGAGUAUGCUCAACAAUGGACAAGCCGGUAUUAAUCCCAUGGAUGCAUGGCUCAAUGUCUCUGUGCAUGGUGUAUCGUUUUUCCUCAUGAUGUUCGAAAUGAUCUUUAGCCGAAUGCAAAUGUACAUGAACAUUGUCCUACUCAUUGUGAUCAAUGUCAUCCUGUACAUGUUUUUGAGUUGGGUUGUGCACGCUACGGCCGGCUGGUGGGUCUAUCCUUUCCUUGACUGGGACAAUGGACCAGUAGCCGCGGGAUACUAUAUUGGUGUUGGUGCCGCAUUUGUGGUUGUCUUUUUCUUGCAGAUGCUCUUCCACUGGAUCCGUGUAACGAUUGCACGUUGUACAGGUUGCGCACCACGCAAGCGUGAAAUGGUCGAGCUUGAGCAGCAUACCAAGGAAGAAGUAUAG
This is a messenger RNA of Lichtheimia ornata, 819 nucleotides long. RefSeq lists its product as uncharacterized. Gene Ontology annotation, cellular component: membrane. The record is from RefSeq and is a predicted model, not a curated record. Bases 1 to 819 code for a protein of 272 amino acids. The transcript has 5 exons. Lineage: Eukaryota; Fungi; Mucoromycota; Mucoromycetes; Mucorales; Lichtheimiaceae.